This is a messenger RNA of Lolium perenne, 1229 nucleotides long. RefSeq lists its product as uncharacterized. The record is from RefSeq and is a predicted model, not a curated record. NCBI's taxonomy places the organism in Eukaryota, Viridiplantae, Streptophyta, Magnoliopsida, Poales, Poaceae.
AUUCCUCAAUAUUUCUCAUUUCCGCCCCACGCUUCCGUCGCCGAACCAAAACUCCUCUCUCGUCCAUCCUCCUCCUCACCACGUCCACGCAGGCCCUACCUCCUCCUCUCGCCGCCGCCGCCACUGCCGGCCCCGGAGCCGGCGCGACGUCGCCCCCGGCCAUGGUGAUCUCGGCGGAGCCGCCGGCCCCGCCGCUGCCCGCCUCGGAUCCCGCCGCCGCGGCAGAGGGCGGCGCCGACGCGGCAGAGGGAGCCGCGGAGGCGGCGUCGGACACGACGACCUCGAGCGCGCGGCGCGGGGCGCUGUCGUCGUUCCCGUCGUCGACGCUCAAGACGUGGGGCAGCCACCGCGUGCUGCGGUGCGCGGCCGUCAACCGCGCGGGCGACGCCAUCGCCCCGGCCGCCAGCAGGCGCUCGUCCUCGCAGCAGCUGGACGAGGUCAGGGAGGACCUCCUGCUCGGCCUCCGCGAGGUGGCGGCGGCGGGGGCGCCCCCGCCCACCGGUGGCACUGGCGCGGCGGCGGAGGAGGAGAAGGAGCAGUCCCCGGAGGAGGCUACCCCGCGCCCUCGGCCGCGGCGCGCCCGAGGAAGACGCCGCCCCGCCACGUCCCCCUCCACGGCGGCCGCUGCGACCGUGUCGCCGUCGCCGUCCCAGCGGAGAUUGGUCCGCGCCGACGCGCUCGACAGGCCGCGGUUCUCGGCCACGCUCUCCGCCGACGAGAUCGAGGAGGACGUGUACGCGCUCACCGGCGCCCGCCCGCGCCGCCGCCCCCGCCGCCGGCCCCACGCCGUGCAGAGGCAGCUCGAUAUGCUACUCCCCGGCGCGUGGCUCUCGGAGAUCACCGCGGAGUCCUACCGGGUGCCGGACGAUCGCUGACCUUCAACCAGCGUCCAGCCGCCGACCAGCAAUGCAAAUUCGCCCAUCGCAAUUCACAAUCCUCCGUCGCUGCCACCGUGAGCUCAUAUUCCAUCGAUUAAUUGAUCCAUUGAUCAAACAUAGUUGGUAUUAUCAUUAGUACUAGUAAACCAGUAGUAGUAAGCAGCAAGUGAUCUUUAACUAGUUAGCGUAUCAGUGAGGAGUACUCUGUUGUGGUUCUUGUUCAGUAUGACCAGCAAUGUUGGUACCCGUAAGUGCAUUGUCCUUUGAUGAUGGUCCAGUUAGUUGUACAUUGGUUAAGGUCGAUCUCCUUGCUGUAAAUUUCAAUGCUGCCCGCUUCCAUAUGCACCUGCA